This is a messenger RNA of Gastrolobium bilobum, 1829 nucleotides long. Its product is annotated as E3 ubiquitin-protein ligase HAKAI homolog. The record is from RefSeq and is a predicted model, not a curated record. The coding region runs from base 244 to 1563 and encodes 439 amino acids. NCBI's taxonomy places the organism in Eukaryota, Viridiplantae, Streptophyta, Magnoliopsida, Fabales, Fabaceae. Gene Ontology annotation, biological process: regulation of cell adhesion; protein ubiquitination. The transcript is spliced from 4 exons. Gene Ontology annotation, molecular function: ubiquitin protein ligase activity.
UAUUUUCCGAUUUGCAGACUCGGGUUGCAAACUAGCAAUCGCGGAAAGCAAAGCAUUGCGCUUAUUCGAGCGCCUCUGCAUCGCGAACCAACGAAUCAUCCAAACCGAGUCAAAUCCCAGAUUGGAAGCUUCUACAUUCGUUCACUGCAAUAAGAAGGAGCAUAUUUUGGUAUAAUUCUAUACCCAAUUUGAAGCACUGUCUUGAAAGAUUUUGAGAGUUUGAGGGAAGAAGUUGAUUGAAAUAUGCUUCAGAUUCGGCUUAGUAAGGCUCCUGCUUCAGAAGGGUCAGGAGGGGCGAAGCUUUCACCUGUUGAGACUGUUACAGUUGCAUGCCCUGACCAUCUGGUCCUUGCUGAUCUUCCUGUCGCAAAGGGCAUUGGGGCAGCUACUGCUGCUUCACUUGUUAAGACUUUGGGCCGUAGAUCCCGGCGCCAGCUUGGCGAGCGAGUCCAUUUCUGUGUUCGCUGUGAUUUCCCAAUUGCUAUUUAUGGACGGCUGAGCCCUUGUGAGCAUGCCUUCUGUCUCGAUUGUGCUAGAAGUGAUUCAAUGUGCUACCUGUGUGAUGAACGAAUCCAGAAGAUUCAGACGAUCAAAAUGAUGGAAGGAAUCCUCAUAUGUGCAGCUCCUCAUUGUCUCAAAUCUUUCUUGAAGAAGGCUGAUUUUGAAUCUCAUAUCCAAGACAGCCAUGCUAACCUUCUUCGUCCCAAUGCGGAUAAAGAUGAAGGAAAUGAGUCGGAGGCACAGAGUGUUAGGCAAUCCACAGCUUCAGAUUCCACAGCUCGAGGUCCCCAAAGGCCAGUUUUUUCUCCUGGUUCAAAUUCCCAACAACAUGAUCUGGAAGACAAAACUCGCCGACAGCCACCAAGGGAGCAACCACCUUCAAGACCAACACUGCAGCCCAAGCCACCAUUUUUUGGCCAACAACAUCACCCUUCAGAUACCUUGUCUGGCUCUGUUGGAGGUAUACAACAGGGCUUUCAUCAACAAAGUUUUGACAUGCAGCAUCCCCCACAAGAACCUUCCCAGUUUUCUGACAGGCAGCAAGCAGUUGGUCCAGAGACCCCAUUUCCUGAGUAUCCAACAAUGCACUCUGCACAACCUUCCAAUAUCCCCUCACAGGUUACUUCAAACCCAAUGCUGAACCCUCCUAUGCCAUUUGGUUAUCCCCCUUACCCACAUGAACGAGCUCAACCAUUUUAUGCUGCUCCCUAUGAUAUGCCUAGGCAGGACUCGGCUUCUGAUAUAGGUGGGGACCAGAGUUCAUUACUGGGUUUCCCACAAGGUGCCCCAAGUGGUCCAAAUUUUCCUGGAAAUUUUCCCCAGGCAUGGAAUGCAGGAAUUGCUGGUGUGCCUUUUGAACAAGCACAGGGUGGUAUGGUUGUGGAUCCAAGGGAUUCCAAAGGUAUAUUGGCACCACAGCCCAUGCCCCUCCCACCACCGCCACCACCUCCACCUCACAUGUCACAUUUGAAACAGAACUACUAUUCUGGUGAGCUUGGACAUGAUGCUCAGGGUUAUGGAUGGCAGCAUGAUAACCGUGAUAGCUUUGGUGGCCAAGGCUAGGAAGGCUUCCAAUCAAUAGUCUCCUGUAUUGGGUUACUUUUGAGGAUUUUUCUGCCAGCAUGUUUAUCUUCUUUAAAAUCACUAAACAGCAAUUGAACUCUUUUAUAUUUGGGCCUCUUUUAUGUUUGUAUAUUCUAAUCGUAUUGAGUUUUUCCUUUGUUGUUACCAAAGGUACUGAAAAGCUUUAGUAUGUCCUGUUUGGUACCAGAAUCACGACAAAAAUAAAAUAAUGGAAUUCAUCGGAAUGGAAUGACUUUUGAAGUCAA